CUGACGUCACUUCCCACGCGCGCGGAUGGUGCUAACGGUAGCUUAGCGUCAAAGUGUCACUUUUCCGCGUUUCCCUCCACUUUCGCGGCUCAAACUCCUCCGUCGCACGUCCCGAAGCCGUGAGCGGAGCUGGCAGUGGCAGCGGCGCGGCCGGGGAGGCGGGGAGGGGGGCCACGCAGGUCGCGCUGAGCCCGCCCUGUUGACGUCCAGGACGGGCGGCAGUAUGUGAGUUGCCGCCUGGCUUCGCCUCGGAAGUUUCGCCCCGGUUGUUAUGAACGUUUGCCCGGCGGCCCAGCCGGACUCCUCCCGCCUCCAGCCUCCAGAGAAGCGGCUGCCAUGAAGCUGCAGUGCGACGUCGAGGUGGUCAGCCGGAUGCUGCCGUCGUUCGGGAUGAAGAGCCGGGGAAGGGCCAGAGCCGUGCUGUCCAUCGGGAAACACCUGGACAAGACGAGCCAGCGCUGCCAGGUCUACCUGAUGAUCUGCACCGCCAAAGACAGAGCGGGCUCCAAGUACAAGCUCAAAGACAACAUCGAGAAAUUCUUCACGUGGUUCGUGGACGAAGGGAAGGCCACCGUCAGGCUAAAAGAGCCAGCUGUGGACAUCUGUUUGAGCAAGGCCGACGCUAACAGCCUGAAGAACUUCCUGUCGGCGGCUCGCUUGGCGGACCGGGGCGGCGACAGCGGCAGCCUCCCCCUGUCCACGCUCACGCCGGUCCGGGCCCGAGACGUGGAGCAGCCCAAGAAGAAGCUCGCCAUCGUCUCCAAGAAGGACUACCCGCUCACGUCCAGCUUCCCCUACUCCCUGGAGCAGCUGCAGGUCUCCUACUGCAAGCUGUCCCGCGUGGACAUGCGCAUGCUGUCCCUCAAAGCCUUACGGAAGCUGGACCUCAGCAACAACCACAUCAAGAAGCUGCCCGCCACCAUCGGCGACCUGAGCUGCCUGUCGGAGCUCGUCCUCCACAACAACCACCUGGAGGCCUUCAGCGAGGCGCUGUGCCUGUCCACGCUGCAGCGCACCCUGCAGCUGCUGGACCUCAGCCAGAACCGGCUGCGCUCGCUGCCCCCGCGCUUUCUGCCAGCUGCGGGAGCUGGUCACCUCAAGCUGGACGACAGGCUGGUCUGCCUGCCGUUCCACAUCGGCAGGCUGUCCAAGCUGCGGUUCCUGUCGGCGGCGCACAACCAGCUGAGCGUGCUGCCCGCCGACUUCCGCAGGCUGAGCCUGGAGAACCUGGACUUCUUUGGAAACCCGUUCGUCCAGCCCAACCCCCUGGACCACGCCAUGAGGCUCAGCUUCCCGCUGGCGCUUCAGGAGAUGGCCUCCAGAGCCGUGGCCGAUCUCAGGAUACCGUAUGGACCUCAUCUCAUCCCGGCCCACCUGUGCCGGGACCUGGAGCUGGCCAAGACCUGCGACUGCGGCCGCGCCUGCGUGGGCUCCUACAUCAAGACGGCCGUGAGCAUGAACCUGCACCAGGUGUCGCACACGGUGGUGCUGGUGGACGACAUGGGCGGCACGGACGCUCCGGUGCAGCAGCACUUCUGCUCCUUGUCCUGCUACUCCGAGUUUUUAGACACCUCCAUCCAGAGAGGAAUCAGAUGAAGCCGGACGCCGCCAGCUCUGGGAAGCCGUUUUAAGAGUUCAUCAGUUUGCUUGUUUUACGUUCACAUCUAUAAGGUGCUUUCCAUGAUUAGUAUGCUGUAGGAGAUGAGAGCUGAUGUUUUAUUAUUCGCUGCUCGAUGUGCAACACUGCCUGGAAAGCAGCAGACGGACAGAACGCUCAGCUGUCCGGUGCUGCCGAGAACUUCCACACGUCUCUCCUCCUCCUCCUCCUCCUGCAGCGUCCGCCGUCUCAGACCUUCUCAGAGUGAGUCUACACAGAGGCUGACAGAAACCUGGGGGUCAGGAUUCUUUUCAUUGUAAGAUCAGAGAAAUGCCAAAUCAAUCUGCUUCAAGAGUUUUAUUACAAACAUUUCAAAUUAAAAGCCUCAAAUUGGCGUGUUUGCUGUUAUUAAUCCUUCUGAUGCGAGCAGGAUGAGGAAACUUUGACUUGGUGUGAGAGUUUGAACAGUUUGGUUAAAAGUCUCAGAACUGCUGCUCUGAUCUGUUCCACCCAGCGGGGGUGAAGGAGGGAGGUGGUUUUUACCUGAGUAAUGUACCAUGACUUUUAUAUCUGUAUACAUAAAAUA
Messenger RNA from Salarias fasciatus (jewelled blenny), 2183 nucleotides. RefSeq names its product leucine rich repeat protein 1 (gene lrr1). NCBI's taxonomy places the organism in Eukaryota, Metazoa, Chordata, Actinopteri, Blenniiformes, Blenniidae. The record is from RefSeq and is a predicted model, not a curated record. Gene Ontology annotation, cellular component: cytoplasm. Gene Ontology annotation, molecular function: protein binding.